AUGGUGGAGGAGGACCAGGGCGCCGGCCGCGUCGGCGCGCUGCCCGGCCUCGCCUCGCGCCUCGAGCGAAUCGAGUCCGGCCGCCCCGCGCCGGCCUACGGCUAUAACAGCCACGCCGACGGCGGCGGGUCUGCGGCGGGGUCCUCCGGUUUCGGGAGCUUGGGGGGUUUGCUCGGUGGCCGCUCGAGGAUGCUCAGGAGCGACGACCCCAGCGACGACGCCGCGGGCGGCGCCGACGGCUGGGCCGCGUCCGGCGGCACAGUCAGCGGCGGCGCGCUCGCCGCGGCGACCGCUCGGUGGUGGCCGCAGUCGGCGCCGCCCGAGUGGCUGCUCGCGCUGUCCGCGCGGCUGGCCGUGCCGUGGGCGCCGAGCCGGCAGCUGGGCGGCUGGAGCGUGCCGCCGGGCGUCGAGCUUGAGGCAGCAGCAGCCGCACGCGGCCGCGUGGUCGCGCAUACGGGGAUCGGAUCGGACACGGGGACCGGGAGGGCGUUCCUGUGGCUAGUCUGGAACCAGGGGGCGGCGGUAAUGGAUGCUUUCUUCAAGCCAACGCCGUCGAGCGGCCCUGAGGGCGCUGCCGCGGCCGCGGAAAGCAGCGGCGGCGACGUAGAGUCCGGGCGGGCAGAGGGCGCCCGGCGGCGCUGCUGCGGCGCCGGCGCGGCGGGGGCGGCGGAUAAGGAGCGCCCCUCGCCGCCGAUCGACGGCGUGCUGGCGACGGCGUGCGAAGAGAUGCUGCUGGGGCGGGAGAAGCUGCUGGGAAGCUACUGGCGGGCGCGGCGGGCGCUGGACGCGGACGGGGUGCGGCGGGUGGAGGAGGAGGAUGUUCCUUUGGUGCAGCAUGCGAUCGGCAGCGCGCUGCUCUCCAACACGGCUGCGCAGCACAGCCACCUGGCCCACAGCCUGGCCAGCCUGGCCGCCUGCGACGCCGUGCCGGGCAGCAGAUACUGGUGGGUUGGGGCCGCGAGGUGCUGA
This is a messenger RNA of Monoraphidium neglectum, 969 nucleotides long. RefSeq lists its product as hypothetical. Lineage: Eukaryota; Viridiplantae; Chlorophyta; Chlorophyceae; Sphaeropleales; Selenastraceae. The coding region runs from base 1 to 969 and encodes 322 amino acids. The record is from RefSeq and is a predicted model, not a curated record. The transcript is spliced from 2 exons.